AUGUCUAGGAACAACAAAAACGCUGAGCCGUUGGCAAGCCUCAAUGAAACGCUUUGUGGUCUUGGAAAAGUUUACGAGGACAAGCACUCUUUUUAUCGCAUUUGGUUAGCCUACAUUCCCUACGUGGUCAUCUACAAGGCAGAUCUAGUAGAGAAAAUUUUGCAAAGCCCGACAAAUAUUCAGAAAUCUGGAGAUUAUCACUUCUUUCGGCCGUGGAUCAAGGAUUGUCUUCUUCUCAGUAAAGGAGCCAAAUGGGAGUAUCGUCGAAAGUUGCUUCAGCCAGCCUUUCAUGCCACCGUACUGGAGCAAUUUGUGCCCAUCAUGAAGGAGCACACUAUGGUGCUGAUUGACAAAAUCAACCACCACGUUUCUCAGUCGGGUGAUGAAAAAUGUGCUGUUUUAGAUACCAGAAAACUGAUGCUUCCACUUACGUUUGAUAUCAUUUGUGAAACUGCAAUGGGCGUCAAAAUGAACAGUCAAAAUGAAGACAAGAGCAAGUACAUUGAAACGCUGAACGUGGCUGUGCGUAAAAUUCUCAAGCGAAUCAUGACGCCCUGGUUCUGGAAUGAUCUUGUCUGCAGCCUCUUCUCUCCUGAUCUUCUAAUUCACGAACAAAUGAACAUCAUCGAAGGCUUCAUCUACAGUGUCAUCCGCUCACGCAGGAAAGCUUUGCUCGAAUCAAAGCAGCAGCAGCCAGGUGAUAACACUGAAACUUCUACCCCUCUUAAGCGGAAGCGCCUAGCCUUCCUCGACCUUCUUCUAGAGCACAACAUCACCGAUCCCAGCAAAUGGAGUGAGGCGGACAUUGAGGAGGAGAUGGAGUUCUUCUUUCCGGCGGCGCACGAGACCACCACCGAGUCGGUCGUCUGGACGCUCUUCUGUCUGGGCAACAGCACGGACUGUCAGGCGGCAGUUCACCGGGAGAUUGACGCCAUCUGGGAGCAGUACGACCUGGACCGGGAGGGCGCCCAGUGCCAGCUGACCAAGUCGGUCGUCUGGACGCUCUUCUGUCUGGGCAACAGCACUGACUGUCAGGCGGCAGUUCACCAAGAGAUUGACGCCAUCUGGGAGCAGUACGACCUGGACCGGGAGGGCGCCCAGUGUCAGCUGACCAGUGAGCACCUCAACCAGAUGACCUACCUGGAGGCGGUCAUCAAGGAGGCGAUGAGACUCUAUCCGCCGGAGGCGAUGCGGCUCUAUCCGCCGGUGGUCUCCGUCGGCCGCUACAUCUCCACUGACAUUGUCCACGAGAGCUUUGUCAUUCCAAAGGGCGCCACAGUGUGCAUUCUCAUUGAGAAGCUUCACCGAGACCCGCACUUUUUCCCCAAACCUGACGCCUUCCUCCCUGAAAGGUUCCUCGAUCCGCAGGCGCCCCACCUCGGCAACUCCUUUGCCUACAUACCUUUCUCUGGAGGCAAGAGGAAUUGCAUCGGAGGGAAGAUGGCCAUGAAGGAGCUGAAGAUUAUCCUGUCCAUUCUGCUGCGUCACUUUAGUGUUCAGUCGCUAAAAAAGUUGGGAGAAAUCGAUAUUGAUCCAGUUAUUGUCUCAAUGCCUAGAGGACCGGUUGACAUUCGCUAUACUCCACGAUUGUAG
Rhagoletis zephyria (snowberry fruit fly) is the source of this 1593-nucleotide messenger RNA. The record is from RefSeq and is a predicted model, not a curated record. NCBI's taxonomy places the organism in Eukaryota, Metazoa, Arthropoda, Insecta, Diptera, Tephritidae.